CCGCGGGAACGGCUCGCAGACCACGCUUGCGCAGAGCGCCCGAGUGAGCUGGUGAUGGGAAUGCGGGCGGUGGAGUGAGGCGAAGAGAAAGAAUUUUCCAGCCGGCGAAGAUUUGGAGGAGAAAUUCUGUCGGCGUUUUGACUAAAUGUACUAUGAUGUCGUUCCUUAAGUGCACACGGUCUGCUCUGGGCAUCUGGCAGAUACAAAGCAGAGUGCGGCUAGAAACCACUGCGGUCCUCCCACACGCAUGCUCAGUUUGCAGCUCAGUACGAUGGAAGAACACCGCUGCUAACCAGGAGAAAGAAGCAAACUAUCAGUUCAGUAAUGCACGUUGGAGGCAAAUGGUCCUCGGGGUCAUCACUGGUACUGGCGCUAUCCUAGCUUAUGGCUUAUACAGAAAACAGGAAGCGGAGCCAAAACCAGAAACAUCGGUUGACAAUGAGGCUCAACAAUCUUAUCCUGUUUACACCAGGCAAGAUGUGGCCAAGCAUAAAACUAUGGAAAGUGGAAUAUGGGUCACCUACAAGUCUGACGUGUAUGAUAUUACAAACUUUGUGGAACUGCAUCCUGGGGGUGAUAAGAUAUUGCUUGCUGCAGGAGGUGCCCUUGAACCAUUUUGGUCAAUGUAUGCCGUCCAUAAACAAAAACAUGUUUACGAGAUUCUUGAAGAGUACAAAGUAGGAGAAUUGAGCCCAGAAGCUGUGCUGAAAGCCUCUGAUGUGACUGACCCUUAUGGGAAAGACCCAUUGAGACAUCCGGUUUUGAAGGUGAAUAGUUUAAAGCCAUUUAAUGCAGAAACGCCAGCAGAGAUUCUAACUGAAAAUUAUCUUACCCCAAAUGACUUGUUCUUCAUACGAAACCACCUGCCUGUCCCAGAAGUUGAUCCAAAAAAAUUCAGUUUGGAGAUUAAGGGAGAGGGGCUGAAGUCCAUCCAACUGUCCCUCCAUGACCUUCAAACCAAGUUCCCAAAGCACACAAUAACUGCUACAUUGCAAUGUGCUGGCAAUCGUCGCUCAGACAUGAAUGCAGUGCGUGAAGUGAAGGGACUAAAUUGGGGGUCAGCAGCGAUUGGUAAUGCAAAAUGGACUGGGGUUAAACUCUCUGAUGUCCUUGAGUAUGCAAAGUUGCCAGCGAACACAGAUGCUAAACAUAUCCAAUUUGAGGGACUUGAUAAGGAUACAAGUGGGACUCCCUACGGAGCCUCUAUUACUAUUCGUAAGGCGCUUGCCAAAGAUGGUGACGUGCUUCUUGCCUUCGAAAUGAAUGGUGAAAUUUUAUCCAGAGAUCAUGGCUUUCCACUACGUCUCGUUGUCCCAGGGGUGGUAGGAGCACGUAAUGUGAAGUGGUUGAGCAAGAUCAUCGUAAGUAAAGAAGAAAGCAAGAGCCAUUGGCAAGUGAAUGACUAUAAGGGAUUUUCUCCCUCUGUGGAUUGGGAUACCGUUGACUUCACCACUGCUCCAGCGAUCCAAGAACUAUCUAUCCAAUCUGCCAUCACAUCGCCUUCCAAAGAUGAACGUCUCAGCUCAGACUUGGAUGAGAUCACAGUGAAAGGUUAUGCGUGGAGUGGAGGUGGCAGAGAAGUGAUCCGGGUGGAUGUCUCAGUGGAUGGUGGACAGACAUGGCAAGUGGCUGACUUAAGUGAGAUGAAGCAAAAUGAGGGGCAGGCCUGGGCCUGGAAACUGUGGCAACUCACUGUGCCUAUGCCGAAGGACGAGAAAAGCCUGGAGAUAAUUUCCAAAGCUGUGGAUAACCAGUACAAUGUGCAGCCGGACACUGUUGCGCCCAUCUGGAAUUUACGAGGGGUCCUCAAUAAUUCUUGGAGUCGAGUGAACGUUACAAUCAAAUAGAAAUGAUUAGAAACUGUUACUGAUUCCAUAACAUUGAGAGACUUGGGUACAAUUACAGCUGGGUAGUAAUUUAGUCUUAAUUGUCAGUGUGGAUUAUUUGGUAAUACUCUUGCCUCUGAAAAUUGUGAGAAAAUUGUUCCAUUCCAGAGGCUAGUACUUAGUUCAGGUUAGCACUUCAGUGCAGUGUUGACUUAAAGGUAGACACAAAAUGCUGGAGUAACGCAGCGGGACCAGCAGCAUCUUUGGAGAAAAGGAAUGGGCGACGUUUCGGGUCAAGACCCUUCUUCAAGGAUUUUCUGAAGAAGGGUCUCGACCCGAAAUGUCGCCCAUUCCUUUUCUCUCGAGAGAUGCUGCCUCACCCACGGAGUUACUCCAGCAUUUUGCGUCUACCUUCGAUUUAUACCAGCAUCUGCCGUUCUUUCUUACACACAGUGUUGACUUAAUGUCAUUUGAACAAUAGGAUAGACGGGUACUGUCAACUGCUUUCCCUGUGUGGAUUAGACGUCCUGUGGAACUCUUGGAAGAGGAACAUUUGUUAUCCAUUGCAUCUUAGUCAACAGUUAUCCCACCUUAAGCAUGAAAUUUUAAAGAAACUGAUUAUUAUUGCAUUGUUGUUUUUUGGGAACUAGAUAUGUGCUGAUUGUCUGCCUCAAUUGGAGCAAUGCCAUUCAAAAGUACUUACUGAUUAUGAAAUGCUUUAGGACAUCCUAAAAUUGUCAGCAAUACUAUAUAAAUGCAGUGCCUUUGUGUCCAUCCUUUUGAAAUAUUGCUCCUGCAUCGUGACGUACCUAUUUCCACCCUAGCGUUAAUUACUCAUUUGGUCUACUUUUAAAACCACUCUAUUUGUACUUUUCAGUAUUUAACUGGCACAAAAUGGUUAGUGUUAUUUUAUCUCUGCUUAAUUUGAAUUACUUUAAUUUGAAAAGCCUUUUUCAAAAUAAUCUGAAUCUAACAGUAGGGAAAUUAAUGCUCAAUUGAAUAUAGAUACAAUGCAGUUCUCUCCUGCAUUUGUAUGUAUUUUCCUAUCUUUAAAAUUCAUAAGUGGAGGAAGCAAUGAAGCGACAACAAUGAUAACAUAAAUGAUGACUACAUAAUUUUCCAAGCAGUAGGGAAGAUAAUGAAUAUUUUUUUAUUUUACCGUGAUGACUCCACUUGGUUAUUCAAUAGAUGUGAAGCUAUAAAUGCCUUGAUUCAAAUAAAUUUGACAUGCUCAUCAAGAAUGAGGCUGGGGGUGGUUGUAUUUGCUCUCCUUUGUUCAUAGAAGUUUGCAGAACAAGAUGAAGUAACUCGGCCCAUCAGGCUCUGUCCCUAUGCAAGGAUUUCAUCCAGGUGUAGAAGUUGCACAAGUGGCGUUGGUGGAAUAUUGGCCAUCCAUCAGUUAAACACCCAAUAUCGUUUGAUAAUUUCUUCCUGGAGAUGGGACUAAAAUAAGCAUCCACAGUUUAUCUGCAUGUUUCUCCCACUGUUUUAUGGCAUUCAGCACUUUGUUUUCCUCAUUUCUAUAUGGAUACUUUGUAAAGAAAAUCUCACUCUUUUCAAGUGAAAAUCUAAAAACAGGGAGGAAGUGGGGCACAGAAAGUUAUGCAAAUUGUAAUGUUGAGUAUUGGUUCAGGACAAAAUAAUUUGUGAUUCGAAUAAGAAUAAAGCUUGCAUUAAACCUUCAACAGAAAA
Molecule: messenger RNA, 3518 nt
Organism: Leucoraja erinaceus (little skate)
Lineage: Eukaryota; Metazoa; Chordata; Chondrichthyes; Rajiformes; Rajidae
Gene: suox
Product: sulfite oxidase
Exons: 4
Coding region: 153-1847 (564 amino acids)
Cellular component (GO): mitochondrion
Molecular function (GO): oxidoreductase activity; heme binding; molybdopterin cofactor binding
Source: RefSeq, a predicted model, not a curated record